UGUGGAAAAUAGUGGCAUUUAGCAAACCCGUGUCACAAAAACAGAUAAUAUCUGUCUAAUGGUGCAUCCCAGACGCCCAGGCAAUAUCAGCAAUGUUGAAGGGCAAAGGGGAUCAGCAGACAUUCGACGUCUCGUGGCCGGUAAUGCGUCCCAUCAUACUGAAGGUGUUGAAGCAGGAGGCUGUGACGCAUCACGAAUGGCAGGACAUCUUCUACCUGAUCCACUUGGUGUGCCUGUGGGACGAGAAGGGUGCCACGAAGAUCUAUGACUGCCUGCAGCAGGACAUCGUGGCGUUCAUCAAGCAGGCGCAGGCCAGGGUGCUGGCGCACCGUGAGGAGCAGGCCCUCCUCAAGGCCUACAUCGUGGAGUGGAGGAAGUUCUUCACGCAGAGUGAAUACCUGCCCAUGCCAUUUCGCACGCUUGAGAGUGUGCUUCAGGGGAAGGGCUCGGCGUCCAACCACAAUUCGGGCAGUGGCUCGCAGAAGAAGUCCACGAUUGACGACAGUAUUGUGCGCAAGCUGAUGCUGGACUCGUGGAACCAGAGCAUUUUCAUCAACAUCAAGCAUCGGCUGCAGGACUCGGCCAUGAAGCUGGUGCAUGCGGAGCGCAAUGGCGACGCCUUCGACUCGCAGCUGGUGAUCGGCGUGCGCGAGAGCUACGUGAAUCUCUGCAGCAACCCCGAUGACCAGCUUGAAAUUUACCGCGAGAACUUUGAGGCGGCUUAUCUCCAGGCCACAACGACGUUCUACACGUUGAAGGCCAGUGAGCAGCUGCAGGCUAACGGAGUGCAAACUUUCAUGCGCUACGCCGACACGAAGCUGCGCGAGGAGGAAGCCAGGGCGAAGAGAUACCUGGAGCCGAGCAGCUUCGCCGCCCUGACUCAGUGUUGUGUGGGUGUCCUGAUCUGCGAUCACUUGCCCACGCUGCUGGCCGAGUGCGCGCCCCUGAUCAAGGCGGGCGAGACGGAUCGGCUGCAGCUUAUGUUUCGGCUGCUGGACAGAGUACCGGGCGGCGUGGAGCCGAUGCUGCGCGACCUGGAGAGCCACAUCGUGAACGCCGGCCUAGCGGAUAUGGUGGCGGCGGCGGACAUCAUCACGCAAGACUCGGAGAAGUAUGUGGAACGCCUUCUGGAGUUGUUCAGGCGCUUCAGCACGCUGGUGCGCGACGCUGUGAACGAUGAUCCGCGCUUUCUUACGGCGCGCGACAAGGCCUUCAAGACCGUGGUGAAUGAUACGACAGUAUUCAAGCUAGAACUGCCCACGGCCACGACAGCGCGCGGCACAAAAGUCACAACGCCCGAGAGCAAGUGUCCAGAGCUGCUGGCCAACUAUUGUGAUAUGCUGCUGCGACGGACGCCGCUGAGCAAGCGUCUCACGAGUGAUCAGAUCGAAUCUCGCCUGCGGGACGUACUGCUUGUGCUGAAAUACGUGAGCAAUAAGGAUGUGUUCAUGCGCUAUCACAAAGCUCACCUCACGCGUCGCCUCAUCCUGGACUCGAGUGCCGACAGCGAGAAGGAGGAGGACAUGGUGGAAUGGCUGCGCGAGGUGGGCAUGCCGGCGGACUACGUGAACAAGCUGGCGCGUAUGUUCCAAGACAUCAAGGUGAGUGAGGACCUCAAUGCGCAGUUCAGGUCCUCCACCACGCGCCAUGAUGCCAUUAACAUCAAGAUCCUGAACGCCGGCGCCUGGGCGCGGGGAUCCGAGAGGGUCUCCGUGAGUCUUCCCGUGGAGCUGGAGGACUACAUUCCCGAGGUGGAGGAGUUCUACAAGAAGAAACAUUCCGGACGGAAGCUGCAGUGGUACCAUCACAUGAGUAACGGCACCAUCACGUUCGCCAACGAAGUGGGACGCUUCGACUUGGACGUGACAACUUUCCAGAUGGCUGUCCUUUUCGCUUGGAAUCAACGCCCACUCGAGAGGGUGUCCUAUGAGAAUCUGCGAUUGGCCACUGAGCUUCCAGAUCCGGAACUGAGACGAACGCUGUGGUCACUGGUGGCUUUCCCCAAGCUGAAACGCCAAUUGCUCAUUCACGAGCCGGCUGUGACUGCACCCAAAGACUUCGCUGAGAAUACUCUGUUCUGGGUAAAUCAGGAGUUUGCCCUGAUCAAGAACAAUCGACCACAGCGUCGAGGGAAGAUUAACAUGGUUGGCCGCCUGCAGUUGAGCACUGAGAGAUCCCAGCAGGAGGACAAUCAGUCGAUAGUGCAAUUGCGGAUAUUGCGAACGCAGGAAGCAAUUAUAAAGAUAAUGAAGAUGAGAAAGAGACUCAACAAUGCAGCUCUCCAAGCGGAAUUGAUUGAUAUUCUGAAGAAUAUGUUUCUGCCGUCGAAGAAGAUGAUAAAGGAGCAGCUCGAGUGGCUGAUUGAGCAUAAGUAUAUGCGACGGGAUGACGAUGACAUCAACACAUUCAUCUACAUGGCCUGAAUGCUCACCGGCUGGACGCUCUACACUCUUCUGCCGCCCCCGAAUUAGCAGCAAUGAAGCUCUAACGAUUAUUUCCUCCCUUAGUGCGCUGAACUUGUGCGCUUUUCAUCCCUGCUUCAGGGUGACCGUCUCUGUCCCAGGAUAGAAUAGGCUUCUUCACUCACACCUCAUAUAGCAAUUUUGCAUCCCUCUUCUCCUUCCCUUCAUAACACAACAAAAAUUAUAUUAUAUACAAUUAAUUGUACAUAUAUUGUAAUGCAGUUGGACAAUUUUAAAUCCUAGAACUUUGAAGGUGUAAUAAAAUUGCGUAAUUUGAAUGAGAA
Phlebotomus argentipes is the source of this 2746-nucleotide messenger RNA. RefSeq names its product cullin-5 (gene Cul5). The transcript is spliced from 4 exons. Gene Ontology annotation, cellular component: Cul5-RING ubiquitin ligase complex; SCF ubiquitin ligase complex. NCBI's taxonomy places the organism in Eukaryota, Metazoa, Arthropoda, Insecta, Diptera, Psychodidae. The record is from RefSeq and is a predicted model, not a curated record. Gene Ontology annotation, molecular function: ubiquitin protein ligase binding. Bases 93 to 2423 code for a protein of 776 amino acids. Gene Ontology annotation, biological process: SCF-dependent proteasomal ubiquitin-dependent protein catabolic process; protein ubiquitination.